Messenger RNA from Neopsephotus bourkii (Bourke's parrot), 2944 nucleotides. RefSeq names its product capping actin protein of muscle Z-line subunit alpha 2 (gene CAPZA2). The transcript has 10 exons. Lineage: Eukaryota; Metazoa; Chordata; Aves; Psittaciformes; Psittacidae. Gene Ontology annotation, cellular component: actin cortical patch; F-actin capping protein complex. Bases 53 to 913 code for a protein of 286 amino acids. Gene Ontology annotation, biological process: actin cytoskeleton organization; barbed-end actin filament capping. The record is from RefSeq and is a predicted model, not a curated record. Gene Ontology annotation, molecular function: actin filament binding.
CCCCGCCCUUCCUGCCUGUGAGGAGGAGCUGGGGGCGGUGGCAGACGGGAAGAUGGCGGAUCUGGAGGAGCAGUUGUCCGACGAGGAGAAGGUGCGUAUAGCAGCAAAAUUCAUAAUUCAUGCUCCUCCUGGGGAAUUCAAUGAGGUGUUCAAUGAUGUUCGGUUGCUGCUUAAUAAUGACAAUCUUCUCAGGGAAGGAGCAGCCCAUGCAUUUGCACAGUACAACUUGGACCAGUUUACUCCAGUAAAAAUUGACGGUUACGACGAACAGGUUUUGAUAACAGAACAUGGUGAUUUGGGAAAUGGAAAGUUUUUGGAUCCCAAGAACAAGAUUUCUUUUAAAUUUGAUCACUUAAGAAAGGAGGCUACUGAUCCCAGACCCCAUGAAGUUGAAAAUGCCAUAGAAUCCUGGAGGAAUUCAGUUGAAACAGCAAUGAAAGCAUAUGUGAAAGAACACUACCCAAAUGGUGUCUGCACAGUCUAUGGUAAAACAAUUGAUGGACAGCAGACCAUUAUUGCAUGCAUAGAGAGCCAUCAGUUCCAAGCAAAAAAUUUUUGGAAUGGCCGUUGGAGGUCAGAAUGGAAGUUUACAAUCACCCCUUCAACCACUCAAGUGGCUGGCAUCUUGAAAAUUCAGGUGCAUUAUUAUGAAGAUGGUAAUGUUCAGCUGGUGAGCCAUAAAGACAUACAAGAUUCUCUAACAGUGUCUAAUGAAGCCCAGACAGCAAAGGAAUUUAUAAAAAUCGUGGAGGCCGCAGAAAACGAAUAUCAGACUGCUAUCAGUGAGAAUUAUCAGACUAUGUCGGACACUACUUUCAAGGCCUUACGUCGACAAUUGCCAGUUACCCGCACCAAGAUUGACUGGAACAAGAUCCUUAGCUAUAAGAUUGGAAAAGAGAUGCAAAAUGCUUAAAGUGAACGUUGCAUGACUGGAUCAUUUUAGUGUCCUUGUAUACAAAUAAGAAUUAUUACAAAAAGUAUUUGGAACUGUCAGAUCACCCAGUCAGCAUGGGCUUUUGCCAUUGAAAGUCACUGUAAGUAGUUUGGUUAGAGCACAAAGCUUAGCUAAUUGACUUUCUUCCUUUUUCUUUCUUUUCAGAGGGUUGCAGCUUCAUUGUAGCUGAAUAUUUUCCUUUAGAGUUUCUGUUGUACCUUUAUUUUUUUAUAAUGAAGAGACCAUGCCUUUAGUUUUCAAUUGCAAGUUAAGAACAGUUUGGAAAAAUAUUUUUGCAUAUGAUGACCCUUUCUCUUGCUUUCAUGUGAAAUGGACAACUUUCAAAAUCUGCUGGAUUCUUUGUGAAGAUCAGUAACAUGCAUUUCUAGGUCAAGGUCAACAUGGAGUGUUGUAGGUGCUCUUUUUGAAAUCGUGUAUCCUUUCAUUGUAUGUAAAAUUGGGAAAAGCAUUUUCUGUGUCAUUUAAACCUUCAGAAUACUUAUUUGGCUCCGUGGUAACUAAAUUCUUUUUUCUUUUUUUUAAAGAAAAGGGCAAGUUCUAACACUGUUUUAAUAUUUCAAAAUUAAAUAAAAGUACUUAUUUCAGAAAUGCAUUUAAUGCUUUGUAUCUGACAAUUAAAUGAGCUCAAACUCUGUCUGCCCUUGAGGUUUCUCUAUCAUAAGCCACAAAUGUAUUAUAACAAGGCAUAUUGUAAUAUAUAACCCUGUACUCCUUGCUGUGUCUGUCAGUUUAUUUUUUUCUUGGAUUGAAAUGUACUAAAAUUCAAUGUGACAUUAAAAUGCAAAUUUUCUAUUUAUUUGAGUAUCAGAUUGCUUUCUGAUAUAGCCUAAUUUUGGUGUUUGUAUGUAUUUUUUUCUUUUUAAGAUACUGCUUAAAACAGCCACAAACUUGUGGCUUUUUAGCUAUUCUCAGUGUAUUUGGAGAUUGUUGUAAUAUCAUCAUCCAUUGUUUCCAUCUGCAUUUAAGAAACAUCAACAUAUGGAAGUCUACUUAAAACAGGUAUAUUUUAGCUUCAUACUGGCCACAGAGGAUGGAAGAAAUUACAAAAAGAAAAACAGUAUAUUUGUCUCGGAAUACUUUCCCUGUCUGAUAUAUCUUGUAUUGAAAAUGGAUGUCAGGUAUCUAAAAACAGGGACUUCAUUACAAAUGUUGUAUAACACUUUCAUGAAAUGCAUAGAUUUCAUUUUUAAUUGGAUGAAAACCUGUUUUAAAUCAUGCUGCCUAAUUAUAUUGCUCAUGAUACAUAAGCUUAUGAUGGAAAAUUAAACAGCUUCUGUAUUUUUUUAGAAAGGCAGGUAUUUAUGCACACUCCUAAACCAGUAAUGCUUACACAAAGGUUUCAUAUCUUUGUUUGCAGCAUGAUACAAUUAACUAAUCUGUUAAGUUAUAGCAUAGCAAGAGAGAGCCUGGGCUUGUAUAAAAACAUACACACAGAACUGUUUACCAUAUGAAUUGUAAUAACAAUACCCCUAUAUGAUGAUCUUCAGUGCUUUCUUAUAAAGGGGUAUAGAACUAACUGAAGUUCUUGACAUUGCUGCUACUUUACAGUACUCAGCUGUAUAGUAGAAGAGUGGGAUUUGUUCUACCGCAGUCUUCCUGGAGAGUUGCCCUCUUAAUUGUCUCCACAGAUCAGCUUUUAAUCAUGUUGUUCUUUAAAAGAAGGCUUUUAACAGUUGUAUAUGAGCUAGUAACAUGCGGAGUCGCUGUCAAGUCAGUCUGUCAGUCUUAAGAAAGAUCUAAAUAUACACCUUGUUUGAAGAAUUUCUUCAACAUAUUUAAGAACAAGCUAAAAAUUAAAGGCAAUGAAUGGUCAGUUAAGAGAACUGUUACUGGGCAACAACUGUGCAAAUAACUUUUCUAGCUGUUUUUAUUGUGUAUGACCGGAAUCAGCACUGGCUAAAAGUCAGAAUGCUAUUUUUCUUACCUGAAAUAAAAAGCUAGUUUUAAAUAUAUUCCUAAUAAAGAGGUAUUUUACUGUGAAGUACUCUA